Molecule: messenger RNA, 653 nt
Organism: Varanus komodoensis (Komodo dragon)
Lineage: Eukaryota; Metazoa; Chordata; Lepidosauria; Squamata; Varanidae
Product: histone H2A type 2-B
Exons: 1
Coding region: 62-451 (129 amino acids)
Cellular component (GO): nucleosome
Molecular function (GO): DNA binding; protein heterodimerization activity; structural constituent of chromatin
Source: RefSeq, a predicted model, not a curated record
UUUUGCUAGGUGCUGUUUUAUUUUUUCUUGCGUCUUCGAGUGGAGCUGACUUGGUGUCGCCAUGUCUGGCCGUGGGAAGCAAGGGGGCAAAGCAAGAGCUAAGGCGAAAUCUCGCUCAUCUCGAGCGGGGCUUCAGUUCCCCGUCGGUCGUGUCCAUCGCCUUCUCCGCAAGGGCAACUACGCGGAACGAGUUGGUGCAGGCGCCCCUGUAUAUUUGGCUGCGGUGUUGGAGUAUCUCACGGCUGAGAUCUUGGAGCUCGCCGGUAAUGCUGCCCGGGACAACAAGAAAACCAGAAUCAUCCCCCGUCAUCUCCAGCUGGCGGUCCGCAACGACGAGGAAUUGAACAAGCUAUUGGGAGGAGUUACUAUUGCCCAAGGUGGAGUCUUGCCUAACAUCCAAGCAGUUCUCCUGCCCAAGAAGACUGAGAGCCACAAGCCUAAAGGCAAAUGAAGCUGUUGCUGCUCGAACAAAUAUCCGCGUGACACAAAAGGCUCUUUUAAGAGCCACCCACAAUCUCAAAAAAGGGGCUGAUACUUAAGUCAGAAUGUGGGAAGUGCUAUGCCUCUGCCAGUAAUGAAUGAAGUUUUCCGUGUGUGUUUAUGCUAGGAAUGUAUGUAUGUAUAAAUGAAAUAGGCACUUUUUUUAGACUGUU